CCAAUGGCUGGUGCAAGGUGGCCAGGAACGCUGAAACGCGACAGAAGACGGUGGACGAAAGAGAGAAGGAGGAAAAAAAAAAACUCACAACAGAGGCAUUUCUGGAUGGACAAUGAGGAUGAGAGCGCCACGGGAGCGUCCGUAGGAACCGCUGUUGAGUCAGGGAGCCGUCGCGCUUUAGGCGUGCGUCACUUUGUGUGUCUCGUCAAGGGAACUGCGUGGAGAGAGAAGCGGUAAGUGAGCAGAAACCCACAAAAACACCUGCGUCGAGACGGGUACCUGCGAAGGACGCGAGAAGAUGACUUUCGGUUCUCGAGAGACUUAGAAGCAGCUGAAACUUGAUGAAACAUUUGGACAGAAACCUUAUAGAGCCAUUGUGUCCUCGUAUUUUGAAUAACUGAUGUCAAACUUAAGAAACCUUUAGAUCUCAGCCAGUCAGAUCAUUCCCUGGGCUGUAGCUUUUUGCUCAGGUCAAUCAUAAAAACAAUCAACUUAGAACAUCUAUCUUAGUACUGUUAAGCUCAUUUUUUUUUCUUAUUUAAGGGUGAAUACAGUAAAAAGAAGUACCAGCAUAUCCCAACAUUUAGUAAGUUUUUGUAAUAAAAAAUAUCAGCACUAAUACUCCAUGAUUUGGAAUGGACCAAAAUUUGAUCCUCAUUCACAUGCUAUCACACACCUGGAACUGGGCUAUCACUGUAGGCACUGUGAGCCACUGACUCCUGGGAGCCCCAACCCUCCCCAAUGAAGCAAUCCUGGUGGGCCCGCCUGGCACAGCCUGGCCUGCUUGCUGCCUGGACCUGUAUAUGGCUGGUGCAGGGAUGCGGACCGGGCCCUGGGUACGGCAUCCGCUCCAGGCCCAGGAAACUCACAGCCAUGCACUACAAGCAGUUUUUCCCCAACUUCUCAGAAAACAACCUCGGGGCCAGCGGGAGAGCAGAGGGCAAGAUCACACGCAACUCUGAGCGCUUCAACGAACUUGUGUGCAACUACAACCCAGACAUUAUCUUCAAAGAUGAGGAGAACACCAAUGCAGACCGCUUCAUGACCAAGCGAUGCAAGGACUGUUUGAACAGGUUGGCUAUUGCAGUGAUGAACCAGUGGCCAGGGGUACACUUACGUGUGACAGAGGCCUGGGAUGAGGACGGGCACCAUCCUCCUGGCUCUCUGCACUAUGAAGGCCGGGCCGUGGAUAUAACCACCGACGACAGAGAAACAGAGAAGUACGGUCUGCUCGCCCAGCUGGCUGUGGAGGCUGGCUUUGACUGGGUCCACUAUGAGUCCAAAUAUCAUAUCCACUGCUCAGUAAAAGCAGGUAAGUUUAAAGAGGGAGCUGUCAUGGAAGAUCAUGCUGUUAACUGUGUCAGAUGGUGUAUCAGGACAUUUAAGACAGAAAAGGAACAUAAUCUGUGUUUAGUCAUCUUGGCUUUUUCUGCUGACCUUCCUGCAGAUCACUCUGUUGCAGUGGAAAAAGGUGGCUGCUUCCCAGGCUGGGCCCGGGUGACUGUAGCUGGAGGGGGACAGAAGACCCUGUCAUCACUGGCUCCUGGGGACAGAGUCAUGGCCCUGUCUGGGACAGGCCAAGUUGUGUUUAGCCAAGUCAUUUUGUUUCUGCACCAGGACCAAGAAAGCUGGUCUACUUUUCUGUCUCUGGAGACAGAAGAUGGCCAUAGAUUAACUCUUACUCCACAUCACUUGGUCUUUUUAUCCCCCCACUGCAGACUCGACAGCAGCGAGUACCAGGCUCAGUUUGCAAGCAGAGCCAAAACAGGACACUGCGUUCUCAUCCAUACAGCAGAGGGUCAUGUACGUCCAUCGCGAAUCAUCUCAGUUUCGGUAGAGGAGAGUAUGGGAGUGUAUGCGCCCUUGACAGAAGCUGGAACUUUGUUUGUUGAUGGAGUGCUUGCAUCCAACUAUGCACUGGUGGAGCACCACAGCCUCGCACACUGGGCGUUUGGACCUGUGCGACUCCUGUCCUCGUUCAUCCAGCUGCUUUGGGGGGAGACAAUAAAAGAACAGCAGACCACUGACAGUGAAACAGCUUGCACUAAGACUCCAUUUCAUUGUAGCACUUCGGCCACAAAGGACAAAACAGGUGUAUAUGUGAAUAGUGGCAAUCUGAACAAGCAAGACAAUGCGAGUGAACCUCUGAUGAUGGAAAUUAAAGAGAAGCACUUCUUGCAAAGACAGACAUCACAUGUGCACUGGUAUGCCAGAUUACUGUACAGUUUUGGAUGGAUCUUUUUAGACUCCAACUCAUUUCAUCCCUAAAAGCCUAAACCCAUAGACUUAACACAUGCUGUACUGCGAUUUACACUAACACUUCCUUUUCUUUUCUUCAAUAAAAAAUAAAAGCAUUGAAAUGGCUUGUUUUUUUCCCACUAGUUUUUAUACUACAGUUUAUCAUAAUGAUAUAUAUUCUACAACAUAAAUACAGGCACAGAUUGUCUGAGCAGGUUGAUGUAAAAAUGGCAAUACCAAGAUGACUGUAUCAUAGUCUAUUUGUACAUCAUGUUAUUUCAUUUAAUUAUUUCAGUUAUAUAUGUAAAAUAUAUAUAUAUUAUUCUAAUGGGAUUGCAACGAAUUUUCCCACAAUAGAAUCUUUAUUUUUGUACUUUCUGAAUCAUAAUAUAUAAAUAUUUCAUUUUAUCAUAAUAAUUCCACUACAUGUACUGUAUGUCCUCACGUGUUCAUGUCAUAAAACAAAUUAAAAUGUCAUUUUAUU
Molecule: messenger RNA, 2722 nt
Organism: Toxotes jaculatrix (banded archerfish)
Lineage: Eukaryota; Metazoa; Chordata; Actinopteri; Toxotidae
Gene: dhh
Product: desert hedgehog signaling molecule
Exons: 2
Coding region: 742-2268 (508 amino acids)
Biological process (GO): smoothened signaling pathway; protein autoprocessing; cell fate specification
Molecular function (GO): calcium ion binding; patched binding
Source: RefSeq, a predicted model, not a curated record